This is a messenger RNA of Suillus subalutaceus, 1130 nucleotides long. RefSeq lists its product as uncharacterized. NCBI's taxonomy places the organism in Eukaryota, Fungi, Basidiomycota, Agaricomycetes, Boletales, Suillaceae. The record is from RefSeq and is a predicted model, not a curated record. The annotation marks the transcript as partial. The transcript has 8 exons.
CAUGGAGCCCAACAGCACUGCCGAGCUCAGACGAUGGUUCACCGGCACCUUCUAUGGCGGUUUUAUUCACUUGCUCGUCUCUUUCCUAUGCCUCCACCAUCACGCAAAUUCGGACUCUGCCAUCACGCAAAACACUAUCGAUGCUGACACUACGACCGUAUCUUGUCCAUUUUCGCUGGCCAUUGACGUGGAGUCGCUACUUGGCGAAUCGUCCCUCGUUGACCUGCAGUCGUGGUCGGAAAGGCAGCUGAUUUGCACUUUACACUGGAUCUUCCCCAAUUCAAGCCCAAUUCCCGAUGUCCUUCGACAUCUUCCUUACUUGAAAAGCCUUCUACCUGCAGACACACUGCUAACGCUAGCUUUCCGAGGACCUAAUGUCUAUGGCGUUACCCGUAAUCGUCAGGAAAGUUGGAGUGUUGAGUGGAAUAAGUUAAUCCAGAUGGGGCACUUGGUAAUUAGGCAUCUCCCGUGCUUGUUUUCUCCACGUAUGACCCUCGGGGACAAAUAUCUAAGGGCAUCAACGUAUCUUUCAACCCGCGCAUUUCCAUCCACGCUUCUAUCUCGAUCUCCUACGCUGCAGAUCACCUCCUCGAGUUAUCCGUUCAUGCUUCCGGGUCCUGUCUCUUGGUGCACGACAUAUCCGGAAGCAAGUACAGAAGCAAGGGAUGACUCGGUCACCAUUUCCGUCAUUCCGCAUACCACGACGCCUCUUGGCGAAGAAGUCUUCAACAACUAUGGGCUCAAAGCGAACGACGAGUUGAUCCUCGGAUGUGGCUUCUCGCUCCCACAAAAUCCGGAUGUCAAAAUUACGCUACGGCUAGGUGAGUCCUGUAACAAGUGGGCGAUCGGUCGUCAUACAAGCGUGAGACGAUUGGUGGCUGAAACCCCGGAGGAGAUAGGGUAUGAAGAAGAUUUGGAAGCAGCACAGCUGUUGUUGGAAAUGGUUCAGAAGAAGUGCGAUUUACUUCCCGAUUUCCCGGACGAGGACGACGCUGGCAUAGGCCCGGUGGUGAGACUGAUGCUCAAACAUUACCUAGAAGGUCACCGGGAGAGACAAGAGGCCGCGAUAGAGGCCGCAAGGGACGAAGGCAUUAAAUUAGUAUUUGAUGAUGACUGAAUAUAGAGAACUU